Messenger RNA from Exophiala xenobiotica, 1089 nucleotides. RefSeq lists its product as uncharacterized. Gene Ontology annotation, cellular component: checkpoint clamp complex. Bases 1 to 1089 code for a protein of 362 amino acids. Gene Ontology annotation, biological process: DNA damage checkpoint signaling; DNA repair. The transcript has a single exon. The record is from RefSeq and is a predicted model, not a curated record. NCBI's taxonomy places the organism in Eukaryota, Fungi, Ascomycota, Eurotiomycetes, Chaetothyriales, Herpotrichiellaceae.
AUGGCUAGCGCUCCUAUUUUCACGGCAGUUACCACCUCUGCCAGGCAGCUACAUCUACUCCUGCGCUGCAUUUCGUUCUCCCCACGAGCAGAAGUCCAGAUCACCCAAUCUGGCAUCAGGUUCUCGGUAGAGGAAGCUCGAGUCGUCCAAGGCCUCACAUUCCUCGACAAGGCAUUGUUUUCCACGUACAGCCUGACCUUGACUGAUGAAGAGCAUUCAUUGCCCCCGUUUUCCAUAUCAGUUGUUGCUUUGCUGGAGACCCUCCAAAUCUUUGGCAUAGCCGAAGCAACAUCAUCCGCUCGGAACGCAUAUGGUGGCUUUUCCUCCUCGUAUGGUAAUGCUUUCACCGCCCCCGCUCUGGCGGCUGGCGGAACAUGCCGGAUAUCCUACCAAGAAGCUGGUGCUCCCCUCACAAUCACAAUUCAGGAGGGCUCGGUCACGACAACAUGCGAGAUGAACACGUACGAAGCACAUGGCGAAUACGAAGACGAUGGUGGCAUUCCGCUCAAUCGAAACGCUCUAUGCUUGAAAGCCAUCAUGCGAAGCACCUGGUUGCAUGAUGCCAUCACCGAGCUCUCAGGGACAAACCCCACUGUGCUCGUUCUGAACGCCUCCAGCCGUUCUGCGCCAUAUUUUGCAUUAGAGGGCGAAGGAGGCCCCUUCGGCGACAGCAAAGUGGAUUUCAUGCCCGAGUCUAAGAACGAGCCGACACCGAGUGGAACCAGAGGAAAGAAGCAACCACUCGUCACAGAGACCUUCUCUGUGGUCCCUCCGUCUGGCCAUAGCAGAUUCAGACAGAGAUACAAAUUCGACAUGAUCAAGAGGGCAGGAAGAGCCAUGGCUUUAGGAAGCAAAGUGAGCAUUAGACAAGAUCAGCAAGGAGUGCUCAGUCUGCAAUUCAUGAUCGAUCUUGAGGGUGGUGCAAAUUCAGGUCCACGUCGAGAUGAGAACAAUGGCUCUGUCGAUGCUCCUCCAUCUCCUGGGAGUGUCGCAUUUGUUGACUUCAGAUUCGUUCCAUUAGUCGGCGGUGACGGAGAUGGCGAAAGCGACCCUGGUACUGAGAGCGAGGAGAACACCUUUUCUGAAUGA